Geosmithia morbida is the source of this 618-nucleotide messenger RNA. Its product is annotated as Ras-related protein Rab-7A. Gene Ontology annotation, molecular function: GTPase activity; GTP binding. Gene Ontology annotation, biological process: regulation of vacuole fusion, non-autophagic. Lineage: Eukaryota; Fungi; Ascomycota; Sordariomycetes; Hypocreales; Bionectriaceae. The transcript is spliced from 7 exons. Gene Ontology annotation, cellular component: vacuole; phagocytic vesicle; fungal-type vacuole membrane. The record is from RefSeq and is a predicted model, not a curated record. The coding region runs from base 1 to 618 and encodes 205 amino acids.
AUGUCUUCUAGGAAGAAGGUUCUUCUCAAGAUCAUCAUCCUUGGUGACAGCGGUGUCGGCAAAACAAGCUUGAUGAACCAAUAUGUCAACAAAAAAUUCAGUGCAAGCUACAAGGCCACGAUCGGCGCCGACUUCCUGACGCGCGAGGUCAUCAUCGACGACAAGCAGGUUACCAUGCAGCUUUGGGACACGGCCGGCCAGGAGCGUUUCCAGUCGCUGGGUGUCGCUUUCUACCGCGGAGCCGACUGCUGCGUCCUGGUGUACGAUGUCAACAACUCUAGGAGCUUUGAGGCCCUUGACAGCUGGCGCGACGAAUUCCUCAUCCAGGCCAACCCUCGUGACCCGCCCAACUUCCCCUUUGUCGUUCUUGGCAACAAGAUUGACGUCGAGGAGAGCAAGCGUGUGAUUUCCAACAAGCGUGCUAUGACUUUUUGCCAGUCCAAGGGUGACAUCCCGUACUUUGAGACGAGUGCCAAGGAGGCCAUCAACAUCGACCAAGCCUUUGAGGUCAUUGCCCGCAACGCUCUUGCCCAGGAAGAGUCGGAGGAGUUUAGCGGUGACUUUGACGACCCCAUCAACAUCCGCAUCGACAACCCUAACGAGGGAUGCUCGUGCUAA